AUGAACUGUCAGUACCUAUUCAAAAUCUUUUCACUGGAUACUGAAAAGGAUAACUACCUUCCCGUUGUGAGAGAGUUCUAUAGAGACUUUUCUUUGUCAGUAACUUUUUGGCAACGAGGGCGCCUGACAUCUCAUACAACAAGUUUUGAAGAUAAUUGA
Messenger RNA from Funneliformis caledonium, 159 nucleotides. Lineage: Eukaryota; Fungi; Glomeromycota; Glomeromycetes; Glomerales; Glomeraceae. The record is from the annotation of a GenBank genome assembly.